AGAGACACAACACCUAGUGCAGGGUAACACAUCAACCAGGUGUUGAGACACUUAACAAACAGAACAGGACUUUGUAUCCCGAAUCUGCUUGUGCACAGAACAAAAAUGGGCUGGAAUCUGCGGGGAUUAUUUACCAUGACAAUUAUUUGCUUGUUAUUUGAAAAUGGUUAUUGCUUCAGCCUGUCGGGGUCUGGAAUGAGCGGAGAGCCUCACCCCCGGAGGGAGAAGCGUUGCUCCUGCAGCAGUAUGAGAGACAGGGAGUGCAUCUACUUCUGUCACAAGGACAUCAUCUGGGUCAACACACCAGGGAAAACCAUACCUUAUGGCUUAGGAAACCCUCGAACACGCCGCAAAAGAUUGACCCCAAGGUGCAAAUGCACAGAUUCCAAUGACAGAGUGUGUUCGCGAUUUUGCCAUUUGGGUGGAACGAAGGAUGACACCACUCUGCAGAAUAAUGACGUUACAAGUAUACAACAUCAAAACCCAUUAAAGUACCAAAGCUCAAGUUCAAAUCAAUAUCAAGAAAUAAAAAGUACACAUUUGGGUCGGAUAUUAAGACAAAUUGCACAGUCAAAUAUCCAGCUUGCUGAAAGGAAGAACUUUCCAACUAGACAGAAUCAAGUCAAUUUGACACAAGUGCAAAACCAGAAGGGGAGAUGAGCUGUUAAGACAGAGGGAGAGAGAGCCAUCUUUGGCUUCUGUUCUUCUUCCAUUGAAGGCAUGUAUGGUACAUGGAGAGAACAAGAAGAUACAAGGAAGGUGGAAGGUGCAGUCCACAAAUACUAACAAGCUGGCACUGAAUACAUAUUUCUCUGUUGGACUGCAUCACAAUUGUAAUGGGAAAGAGGGGAAGAGACAUGCAUAGAUCAUGGGAGGAAGUGGAGCUGAAAAGCUUUUCAGAAGUCUUGCUGAAAACAACACUUUGAGGUUUAGCAAGUCACUCAUGAUCUACAUAAGGACAGCAGCAUUGAUAAGAGAGGGGAGAAAGACUGGCUUUGAUACAUUUACCACAAUAUUGACAACGAUCAGCUUUAAUGAACUGGAGGCAGAAAUGAUAUCACUCUCCCGGACUGCUGUUAGGUACCAGAACUGAAAGCAGACAGACUAAAGUGAUUGGUUCUGAUAUACCUCAACUCCUAGUGUAAAAGCAUCAGUGUGGUUUUCUGUGAAGCAGAAGAGUACUUUUUCUUCUGCGAGUAGUCUUGGCUUUCAUUGGUGCAACAUGAGAGCAUCAGUUAUUGUUCUUAUGAGCUUCGACCAAGCAGGUGCUGGAGCGUAGGCAUUGGUGGCGAGGACUGAACUGCAACAAUCCUGGUUGGCACUGUGCUAGCAGCACAGAUUGUAGCUCCUAGAUGGGUCAAGUUCCUGCUCCUACUUGCCAUUUGCUGACGACCCAUUCUUAUUCUGUCGUCUUGAGCUGGCACCGCCGAGGAUGUGCCAAAGACACAAGAGGCCAGGCUGUGAUAGUUCUCCCAUAGUCAGACUGCCAAUGCUUUUUGCACAGGCUCACACCUGUGUGUGAUAAUAAAGGACAGUGGGAGCCCACGCAACUAUAGCGUGCAAGAUGGGAAGUCCGCAAUAGAGGAAAGGAAAAUCAGAUGCGGAAAUUGACACAUUUAUCAAAAACGGGUUAACCAAGUUCCACAUCUGUAUCAAAGAUAUGACAUCAUAGAUCCUAAUCACUUUGCUUUGGACACAGAAGCGCUAAUAAUAGUCUUGUUGAAGCCACAACAGUGUUGCUAUCUUUCUCCAUUAUUUCAGCACAUAUUAACCAUUUAAUGUCUCCAGUAAAACAGCAGAACAGGAAAGUAUUGUCAAUGCAUUGUACUCACUUGCCGUCACCGCUGUUUCCAGGAGGUGACUCAAAACACCAUCAGUCUCCUGAAAGUACCUCCUGAGUUUUUACUAGCAGCAGACUAGUUUUUAGAUGUCUGGUGAGAUGAAAUCUGGAACAUAGAUGUUUGGAUAUGUAUGGACAGUAAGUGAAGACUUUCGUUCCCCAUUAAUUGGCAUUAACAAUUUCAGUGUUAAAUUUAAGGGCAGGAACAAGCAGUACAGUCCAACCAUUUCAAUAGGUUAGUCUGAAAAAAAGGGAAGAAUGGAGAGAAGAUGUCUGUUGUGGGUAAUUGUGACGCAGAUAAAACAAGUAAAUAAGUUGCAGGUCAAUAACGAGACAAACGUAGGACGAUUGGAAAAAAAAGCUUUAAAUCUUAAAUGUGUCAAACAACUGAAAUUCCUGUGCAGCAAUCUCUCUGCUUUUCUCUAUCUCUCUCUGUCUUUCUCACUCUCUCUCUCUCUCUCUCUCUCUCUCUCUCUCUCUCUCUCUCAGCUGAAUCAUGUGAUCCCCUGGGGGGAAAACAACAAAAAUUACAUAAAGACACCAAGCCAACAGAGGCUGGGUGUGUGGUGGAACAGAGUGCAGAGAUCUAGGAAAUUUCUUGGGCAAUAGAAGCUAGUCCAGAAGAUCUUUCUGACCCCAAUUACAUUAAAGCAGCCUCUAUCAUAUCACUGUAUGAACAAAGAUUCCAAGGCAGGCUGUGCUGAAAGUGCAAGGUGUUUUCUAAGAUCAGAAGAUCGUGAACAGAUGUUUGACUGUUAGAUAAUCUCCAGCUGUCUGAAGAAAGUUGUGUACUAAUGGUCAGCGUGGUUAGUGGGUACUGAAGAGAAGAAAAUGGACAAAUCUAUUGAGCAGCUGACUGCUGUAUUCCUGGAGAAUAUGUUAGGUUACGCAGAAGAAUAAGAUGCAAAGGGUCUUCCUCUGAACUGUGUCGGUAACCAGUUAGUUGAAAUUCUGGUCACUUUUUCAAAGUCAGAUCUUAAAUGGGAAAUUAGUCUCAUAUCCAAGCUAGUCUUCAUCACUAGGAAAGUACUAACUGGAGAGCACAGUUCAGACCUAUAAGCAAUAAUGUUGCUGUAUAAAAUCAGUGGACACAGUGAAAAGAUCAUUCAUAAUUCACAGGCCACUGGAAGGAAAACUCAACUCUCCUGCUCUGUGUUCCAAAGCAAAGUGCCCUCCGUGUAUUCAUUUUGAGGCAUUCACUAUUUUAGCAGAGUACAAAGCUAUUGAUUCAGGACCAAUUUUAAUUUAUUACUGACGAUCUGCCUAUUACAAGGAUGUGAACAACAUUUCAAUUAUUAAUUUGCAUAUUUAAUUAAUUUAUGAUUAAUUGUAAAUUAUUGUAAUUUCCUGUACUUUGGAACUAUUGUGACUAUCCUUUAUUAAUGGAAAUAAAUAUAUUUGUUACUGCCAUUAACCAGUGUAAAGAU
Messenger RNA from Mobula hypostoma (lesser devil ray), 3267 nucleotides. RefSeq names its product endothelin-2-like. Gene Ontology annotation, cellular component: extracellular region. The coding region runs from base 106 to 660 and encodes 184 amino acids. Lineage: Eukaryota; Metazoa; Chordata; Chondrichthyes; Myliobatiformes; Myliobatidae. The record is from RefSeq and is a predicted model, not a curated record. Gene Ontology annotation, molecular function: endothelin B receptor binding; hormone activity. The transcript has 5 exons. Gene Ontology annotation, biological process: vein smooth muscle contraction; regulation of systemic arterial blood pressure by endothelin; regulation of vasoconstriction.